UGACUAGAUUUUCCGAUUCUUGGGGGUAUAAAAGUUGCCCACGUUUCUGAACUCGCCAUGAAUGAGUGUAGGCACGGCAGAGGGAACACCUUCAGUGUAGGGAAGCACGAAUAUUACUACUACCUCCGAAAACUCUUAUGCAACUAUGGCCAAGUCCACAUUCCAUUUCCGAGCGGACAACAGCACACAGCUCGUUGCGUUCGCCUUGCUGCUACUGCUAACAACAAUGGCCGGGGUAGGAGACUCCAGCCCGAUUCCAGCCACCACAACAAGAUCGGCGACCACGGAAAGAAGAACGGCCUGCGAACAACUAGACGAAAAUGUCCGCAUCGUUCACAGACUGUUUCUUACGACGGAAAAAUUCUUUAAACACUUCAACGAGCUCAGGUUCGGAAAUCCAGAAUAUUCCAACCGCGACCUGACGCUCCGAGGUCUUCCUGAACUCAGCACGUCCUACACAGACUGGGAAAGUCUAACGAGUGAAGUCCGUCUGAUGACGAUGCGGCACAACCUGCACCAGCUGUACCCGUUCCUGGACGUGCUGGAGGUGGAUGAGGGGGAGGCCGUGGUGAGAGAGGCGGGAAGGCUGGAGGAGAAACUGUCCCGCCAACUGCAGAACGUUCUGUCCCACACGAGAAGUCUCAUGCGAGCCAUUAGUACCACGAACACAACCUGGUCCUUUGUGGCAUGUCAGUUGUGUGAAAACGAAACAGACUCAGAGUCAGAGUCAGAGAACACAACCUGGUCCUUUGUGGCAUGUCAGUUGUGUGAAAACGAAACAGAGUCAGAGUCAGAGUCAGAGAACACAACCUGGUCCUUUGUGGCAUGUCAGUUGUGUGAAAACGAAACAGACUCAGAGUCAGAGUCAGAGAUGCACUUGAUGAAUAUUGAGAACGAUGAAACGGACAACGCGACGCCAGCGCCCGUCCACCUGUCCGAAACGCCGUCCGAGUACGACCGGAGCCUCCGAGACCACAUAAUUAUCCGGGACUUCGUGGACUUUCUGAGGAGAGUCCAGCGGGACUUCAUGAAGCUGCGGUACAACAACGGCUGCCGCAGGACGACGCGCAGCCCCACCCACACCGGCAGGAGGUCGUGACGUCGCCAACUCGUGAGCACAGCUUCGCGUUUCUGAUGACGUCGUCAGAUCGAACUUGCCAAGGAAGAAGAAGAAGAAACAGACCAUUUUUUGAUUGAAUUGAACCCCGUGCCAAUGUGAAAAAAAACUUAAAGAGAAAGAAACUGUAGAGUAUUUUUUCCAAGCGGGUAGUAUAAGCAGUAAUUUCAUUCGCAGGUAAUAACUUUUAUUAGUCUGUUCCAAGCCGCAUCAUCUGUGACGUAAUCCAAGAUGGCGGCCAUCACCACCUGCUUCUCUCUCACGCGACAUUGUGUUUGAACUUUGACCCCUGGUUGCCGGGCAACCGUUCCUUAUAUCUAUAUGACCAGUUUCCAAGAGCGAUCGGUAGUGUACUGUAUUUUGAUACUGUUAAAUUAAGGGUUUCAUACGGAGUUUUGUAUAUUUUUUAUACUUCUCAUGAAAUAUGCGAAGUUUGUUGCAUAGUGAUUCCGACACACGCUGUUUUUAAAUGCUGCUAGUUAGGUCCUGAUGUGUAUGUGCGUGUGCAAUAUAUUUAUGUCGGCAUGACAUAGUAUUUAUUGUGUAUCAUAAAACACAUUUAGCUAUAGCAAAAUCUUAUAUGGAAAACACAAUGUAUCCUGGGUGCUACCAACGUAUUGUGCCAGAGAAUAUUAAGAAAAUAUCAAUAUUUAAACGAAGAUAGAUAUCUAUAAAAUUUCUUAACUAUACACUAGAUGAAUUGUACAUAAGAUAGCGGUUUUGUGGUAGGUUUACGGUUAAGCUUAUUUAUUUUGUGUGUGUUUUUUAAUUUAUUUUAUCCAUAAGGUUAUACCGUACUUUUCAUUCAGUUAUACUUCUGAUAUUUAAUUUAUCACGCGAUUUUGAUCGCAAGUUUGUCUUUUUUCAAUGCUAUUUAUUACUGUUAUUUAUCAGAUUCCCCUUACUUAUUUAUACCAAAGAAUUUGAAAACCAAAGUAUCGUUAAAAUGUGUGUAAUUCUCCAGAGUUGAAUGAAUAAAGAGUUUUUUUACAAGGACUUAGACGUUUCC
This is a messenger RNA of Branchiostoma belcheri (Belcher's lancelet), 2126 nucleotides long. RefSeq lists its product as uncharacterized. NCBI's taxonomy places the organism in Eukaryota, Metazoa, Chordata, Leptocardii, Amphioxiformes, Branchiostomatidae. The transcript has 8 exons. Bases 146 to 1099 code for a protein of 317 amino acids. The record is from RefSeq and is a predicted model, not a curated record.